AUGUCUUUCACGUACCAGCGCCUGAAGAUGCGGACGACGACGGUCGCGGUGGAUCACAUGCGCAGCUUUUGCGACGGCUGCCACCUCGUCCUCAGCGCCGUCACGCACCCAUUCAAGCGGGUUGUCGGACGCGUGAAGGCUGAGGCGCCGUGGGUGACCACUCUCGUGGCCUGCACAUUAGUGACGGCUCUCCCUCUCAUUUUUUAUCCAUACGUGAAGAAGUACGUGCUGAAUGACGAGCGCGCGGCUGCCGAGGCGGAGCGCGUGCGGCUGUGCUUGCAGAAGGGCAUUGACCCGUACCCGUACAUGCACCACAAGGAGUUUGUGUACGGCAACUCAGCCCCGGUUCUGGCCAACGAGACGCAAAUUCCUCCCCGGAUCGGGUGGGAGUUCAAGGCCCUUGAGAAUUACUACAGAAGAAAAGAAGAGCUUCGGCACGAGGUGGGCGGCAACAUUGACGAUACGGUGCAGAAACUGAUGGCGCUCAAGGGGGAGCAGCGAAGCGCGUACGACCGCAUGCGCGGCAAGCCUGGCACAGAGCCGCGCGAUCUCAUUUUCCGCGACCGCCACGAUGUGGACAGACUCACGUCCUAG
Leishmania mexicana MHOM/GT/2001/U1103 is the source of this 594-nucleotide messenger RNA. RefSeq lists its product as hypothetical. Bases 1 to 594 code for a protein of 197 amino acids. The transcript has a single exon. The record is from RefSeq and is a predicted model, not a curated record. Lineage: Eukaryota; Euglenozoa; Kinetoplastea; Trypanosomatida; Trypanosomatidae.